This is a messenger RNA of Orbicella faveolata, 1500 nucleotides long. RefSeq names its product casein kinase II subunit beta. The record is from RefSeq and is a predicted model, not a curated record. Gene Ontology annotation, molecular function: protein kinase regulator activity. Gene Ontology annotation, cellular component: protein kinase CK2 complex; cytoplasm. Lineage: Eukaryota; Metazoa; Cnidaria; Anthozoa; Scleractinia; Merulinidae.
CGCAGAAAUAACGUUGACUCCUCGUUGGACGUUUCCAAUCUUGUUCCGAAUUCGCCCCUAGUGUUUGUGUCGAAUGCCGCGGUAGUCUUUCCCUCUGUUUUUCUUGUAAUUGCAAGUAUUUUAAACCAGCUGACGUCGUAGAUUUGGAGCAAGGCUUGAGUCAAAAACAUGAGCAGCUCGGAAGAAGUGUCGUGGAUUUCUUGGUUUUGUGGUCUUCGUGGAAACGAGUUUUUUUGUGAGGUUGAUGAAGACUACAUUCAAGACAAGUUUAAUUUAACAGGAUUAAAUGAACAAGUGCCCCAUUACAGGCAGGCCUUGGAUAUGAUAUUAGAUAUGGAGCCAGAUGAUGAACUAGAGGAUAAUCCCAAUCAGAGUGAUUUGAUUGAACAAGCAGCUGAAAUGUUAUAUGGUCUGAUUCAUGCUCGUUACAUAUUAACCAACAGAGGGCUUGCACAAAUGCUUGAAAAAUAUCAGAAUGGUGAUUUUGGACACUGUUGUCGAGUUUACUGUGAAAAUCAAGCAGUCUUACCAAUCGGUUUGUCUGAUGUACCUGGAGAGGCCAUGGUAAAACUAUACUGUCCAAAAUGUAUGGAUGUUUACACACCCAAGUCAUCUCGGCAUCACCAUACAGAUGGAGCAUACUUUGGCACAGGUUUCCCUCACAUGCUGUUUAUGGUCCACCCAGAGUACAGACCAAAAAGACCUAACAACCAAUUUGUACCAAGAUUAUUUGGAUUCAAAAUUUCACCCAUGGCUUACCAGAUCCAGGAACGAGCCGCGGCCCAAAGAGGACGGUCGGCAUCUGCCCGUCCACGAUCAACCAAACCACACUACAAAUAAGAGCAAUUUAUUUUUCUAUCUUGCUUGUUUGUUUUAGUUUUUGUUUAGUGCUCUGCCCAAUUCUCAAAUACCUUAAUACACAACACAUCGGAAAAUCAUUAUUUGAUAGACGACUUUCUUGCUAUGUUAUCAACUGUUCAAAAGUGUAGGUAACCUAAUAGAGAUAGCGAUAACCUUGUAUGACGAUUUUUAAUCUGUAUGGCUCUUCUAGAUGGAGACACAUCACACAAUGCAGCAAAACAUGUAUAACUGCCUGCCGUGACUGUGCUGUACUCCAUCACUAUUCCCCAUCCCUCCCCUCCCAGGGAUCUAAUGGAGGAUUUUAGUAGAUCAAUUUUAAGGUGCACGUAACUGUGCUGUUGAGCAAUUUUUACUGGCAGUGAAUUGUAGUGAUCUUCAUCAAAUUCUAAUGCAAGGUUUCCAUAUAACUUUGGUAUUGUAAUAAUUAAUAUGCAAAAAAAGUGUAUGUACAGCUUCAAAAGAAUUCUUUGAUCGAUAAAAAAAAAUAGAGCAAACAAGCUAUGUAUAUAUGUAACUUGGGGAGUUGCAGAUUUCUUCUUAGUACAGUUUCAACAAACACAAAGCACAAUUAUUAAGUAAAAGUUAUUGUUGUGCAUACUGCAUGAAAGAAAUAAAGUUAUUUGUUUUUUGUUGUCUUGA